Aspergillus saccharolyticus JOP 1030-1 is the source of this 825-nucleotide messenger RNA. RefSeq lists its product as uncharacterized. Lineage: Eukaryota; Fungi; Ascomycota; Eurotiomycetes; Eurotiales; Aspergillaceae. The record is from RefSeq and is a predicted model, not a curated record. The transcript has a single exon. The coding region runs from base 364 to 753 and encodes 129 amino acids.
GUCGUGACUUUGUGCACGCUGAACCAUCUUCCCAUACAAAUUUCAUGCCCUCUUGCGGUCAUCACAGGACCAACAUCAUGCGCACCACUACCAUUCUCACAUCCACUCUCCUCACCGUGACUUCACUGGCCCAGACCCCUGUAGGCAGUUGGCCAACAGCGCAGGUCAGUUUGGGAGCAUCAUUCGGGAACGUGACUGUCACUCCUGAUGUGUGGGUCAACCCUGACGGUAUGAUUUCCGAUCUUUCCUUGCCCUUCAGAAGGUCAGCCCAAUGCAGCACACUAAUGCAUCCACCUGUCAGACGUGACAUCUGCCCCAUCCGUCUACCCGGGGCGAGUCAAGCAGGUCUACCCUGGAACCUAUAUGAUCGUGAUGCUCGACCUCAACAUUCCGGACUCGGAUGUCACCACCGCCAACCACUAUGCUACACUGGUUCCAGGACUGGCAGCCAAUACCACCACUCGUGUGCAUUGGUGGGGUGGGAACUUCACCCUCGAGGGCCGGACAUUCGUCAAUUCGAGCGAUGCCUUGGCGCCCUAUACCGCCCCGCGGCCCAGAGAUAGCACCGAGCAUACCUACACAAUCUAUCUGUUUGAUCAGCCCAAGGGCUAUGUUCCGCCUACAGCGGCGGUGGAGGGCUUGUACUAUGAUCAAACCACUGCUGCACGGUUCAAUUUCACCUUGGCGCCCAUUGUGGCUGCGGUGGGUGAGCCGGUGGCUGCAACAUAUUUUGUCAGUUCAGCAACUGAUUAAGUAAGGGGAAGGAUAUGCAGUGUCUGCAAAGUAGGAUUGAAAUCGGCAGUUUGUAUAUACUGUGUCUUUGUG